AACAUAAUUAUAUGUCGUACCUCCUCUGGUAAAUGUUCGUAUAAAUUCUGUCAGACUGUACUUUAUCUCAAACAUUUGCACUGCUCACUGUACUGUACUGUGCUCCCAAAACCUGAAAAUUGAAAGUUAGUUAGAAAGUUAAUAGCUAUGUCAGUAUCAUCAUCUUCUCGAGACAGGCUCGAUUCUUUGCUUGAACGGGAUGAGAACACAAGAUGUGCAGAUUGCAAUGAGCCAGACCCAACCUGGGGCAGUACCAAUUGGGGAGUUUUUCUAUGCACACAAUGUGCAGGAGUUCAUAGAUCUCUUGGUGUAGAGCAUUCCUUUGUGCUGAGUUGUACUCUAGACAACUGGACUAAUUCCCAAGUUGACUUCAUGGAAGAACACGGCAAUGAGAAAGUGAACUCUUUCCUUGAAUUCUGUGUUCCUAAGAACAUUGAAGUUCCAUGCCUCUCUUACACUGACAGGGAUACAAGAGACAAGUACAUCAUGGCUAAGUAUGUAAAUAAGCUUUUCUGUAAAAGUGAAGGGCGCACUCAACGACCCCCUGAACGAGUAGUGAGAAAAAUAUCUCUUAAAAAUUCUCCCUCUUCUGCUCGCAAUGCUGCUAUGGUUGAGUAUAUCGGUAUAGUUCAUGUUCACGUCGUUGAGUGCCGUGACCUUGUAAUCAAAGACAUUACAAGUAGUGACCCUUAUUGCAUAGUAACUAUAGGAGCUCAAGUUAACAGGACAAAAACGGUUUAUAAGUCACUUGCUCCGACUUACAACGAGCAUUUCACAUUCUCUUGGGAUGGUUGUGACAAGCUUUUAAUUGACAUUUAUGACAAAGAUGAGUUUACAAAGGACGACAACAUGGGAAAGGUUGAACUAGAUCUGAGCCCUCUGUUAGCACAGACUGAUGCUGUUAUGGAAAAUUGGUUUCAGAUUGUACAUCGAAAGAAAGAGGACAAAAUGCAAGGGGAAAUCAACUUGAAAAUCUCCUUUAUGAAGAUCGAGUAAUAGUUAAUUAUAAUAACGUCAUUGUGUAACUUUCUUUAUUGUUGCUAUACAUGUACAUGCAUAAUUACUUUCAUGAUCAGUUCAGGUUACUGUAA
Messenger RNA from Halichondria panicea, 1091 nucleotides. RefSeq lists its product as uncharacterized. The transcript is spliced from 2 exons. The coding region runs from base 148 to 996 and encodes 282 amino acids. The record is from RefSeq and is a predicted model, not a curated record. Gene Ontology annotation, molecular function: phospholipid binding; GTPase activator activity. Lineage: Eukaryota; Metazoa; Porifera; Demospongiae; Suberitida; Halichondriidae.